Anopheles stephensi (Asian malaria mosquito) is the source of this 6036-nucleotide messenger RNA. RefSeq names its product sine oculis-binding protein homolog A-like. The coding region runs from base 3192 to 5828 and encodes 878 amino acids. The record is from RefSeq and is a predicted model, not a curated record. Lineage: Eukaryota; Metazoa; Arthropoda; Insecta; Diptera; Culicidae. The transcript is spliced from 4 exons. Gene Ontology annotation, biological process: animal organ development. Gene Ontology annotation, cellular component: nucleus.
GUUAACAGUACGCAAGUGCGGAUAUUUCAAAGUUGAAAAAUUGUGCGUUUUUUGGGCGAUUUUGCAAUACUAGUUAGGGGAAACAGUGUUUUAAAAAUUUUCAUUUCAAGCAGAAACAUUGAAUUUUAAUUUGGUUUAUUACAUUUAUGCGAAUGCGUGGUGGAAUGGUUAACCUACGAAUAAUCCGCCUAAGGCAGUGUUAAUUAGUUAACUAAAAAAAAAUAGUGAUGAAAAGGUUAAAGGUUAAGGUUAGAAUAACGACCCUCAUCUCUCACCUUCACGAGCACUCAUUGCGGCGAAAAGAGAUGAACACUCUAUCACUCUCGGUCGGCUGGCACAGAACUAUUUUCCCUAUAGCUUGUAUGGCGCUCUAAAUGGAUGUGUUAUCAUCCUUGAUUGGCUAUGGUCGGUCAUAGGUUACCGGAUUACCCUACUGAAAGAGUAAUUAUUUUCUAAGAAUAAGUGAUUUAGCUUAACAGCGUUUAAAUCUUCAUAGAAUUAACGCUCCAGCGACGCGGGCAUAGCUUAAACGCAACUGAUUUUUUGGCAUGGACUCUCAAAAUUUGAUGAGAUUUGACUGAAACGCGCCGCAUACGCAUUGGAACACUUCACGAUUAAUGCCCAAUUAAAUAAUACUACAAAAUCGCAUGUGGGAAGGCUAUGACCGAGCUGUAAUGAAAUUUGACAGCAGUCGUUUCGGGGCAUAGAAAUCUCCGGGAUAAGGAAACCUUUUCUAUUAAAUUCCAUGUACAAAAUCCAACAUCAUGUGCUGUUAAAUCACAGCAUUUGCAGUUAAAACGCCAUAACUAUGACACCGGGCUUGCAUCGAAUUGCUUAUCGGAAUAUCUUAAAAAUAAUAUUUCUUAAAAAAUGUUUUUGAUUCAUUAGUUGUUUUAAACAUAAAAUAAUGAUUCUGAUGUGAAACUCUAGCCGCAAUCUGCAACCAAAUUGAAACAAACGAAAACGGUAAGACAUCCAAAUUUUAACCAAUAAAACGAUAACACGUUGCCCAGUGUGCAAUCCGCGUUCAUCAACAUUGGGCCAAAGGUGGUGCGUGCGAACCGGUACAAUUCGAUGCAUUCGUGUUUUGAAUCGCGGGAAGUGCGCACAUGCUUUGCGGUCGUGCGUGUUUGCUGGCGCCAACUUUCGUGGCGUUCUCUGCUGGCGUGCUUUGAACAGAAGAAAGUGUGUAGGAUGUGAAUUUUAAUAUUAUACGAUCUUGAAUAUUUAUUUUUCUGUUAAGCAAAGUAAACUUACAAGAUAUGUGGCAAUAGAACAUGUGUGAUAAAUAGCAGCAGUUACGGAUGCCAAAGUGGAUUUCUUGAAGUGAAGUGUAUAAAUGAAGUGAUUAUAGCCCAAGAAAUGGCUGUUGAAAAGGAACUAUUAUUUUCUUACACGAGAAAGUGAAACCCAAACUAUCUCAAACAAAAGUUAGGGGAAAUUAGACAACUGAACACAUCCCUUUUCGGAUGUAGGUUUUGCUAAACCAGAACCGGCAGUACCGUGCGUCCAGCGAAAUUUGAUACCACUUUUGUUCACAACCCAUCGCGAAAGAUGGAUCGCUCGAUCACUGUGUGCCGCAUUUGCAGGCAACGAUAUCCUUCUUGUGCGACUGAGUGUUUAGGAAAAAAAGAUGUGUUAAAAAAUAGAACGAUUUAAAUUCGAAAGGGUGCUCCGGUCUCGCUGGCAAAAAGAAAAAAGAAGGGAAAACAUAAGUGCCGCUAUUAAGAAAUCCACCUACGGGUAAAAGUUCUGCGAUCGUGACGUUUGAGUAAUGAUGUUCAUUAAUUAUAGGGCUAUUGGAGUGGAAUAUGGUUUAGGAAUGAAAUCCAGAAUUUCAAAAAGGACAUAAAAUCGAAAUAGUAAUCCAACUAGCAACAACUAAUAUAAUUGCGAACCGAUCGCUAAGACUGAAGCGUCAAGUAACGUCCAACAGUGUUCAAAAUGGUACAGCGGUGUGUCCUUAUUGCUCUCACUCGUUUCCAUUUGUCGUAAACAGUGCCGUAAAAGAUCAAUUUCAAUCAUUAGCAUACCAAUCGUUUUUUUUCUCCUUUUCCAUCGAGAGCUUAGACAGAUCGUAAGCCGCACAUUCCCCCCGUUGAGCAUAGCGCCCUGGAGUUCGGGGGGCUUGCUUGUUUACGUUUUUCCAAUUUUUCAUCGCAUAUCAUAUCGCACCGCGGUGAAUCGAUUCGCUCGCGCGUCCGGAGGCAUGUUUGAUAUAAAAAUACUCACUCACCUCGUGCGAUCGUGCGAGAUGCGGAUUUGCGCUAAAAAUAUGAGCCUAAAAAAGGGAGAAUACUGUAAAGUUAAAAUAAACACUGCCCAACAUGAUACGCGUGCAGUGGGUCGGUCGACACGGGAAGUCGACAAUGUUGCUAUUCCUGUAGAAUAAAUUUAUCAACACACAAAAAAAUAGUAUUAAAUUUAGAGUCAGUUUAAAAAUAGACCAAGGAAUGGUGGCAUAUCCGUCGAGAGCGUGAAAUAGGUUCUCGGUUGCGUUUAGAUUUCGCUGACGGUGUGCGCGCAUUUCGUGCGGUUCGAGCAUCAUAAGGUUUGAUGUAUCAGGUUGCUGAUUGGCACAAGUUUGGUGUGCCCUAUGGUUUCGUUUACCGGAACAUAAGAUUGGGCAUUCAGGAUUCAGGUGCUCGGCAAAACAGUCCAAUCGCUUAUUACUAUUGGUCACGUUUUAGUCACCAGUUGCAGAUAAAAUCCAGUACCCGUGAUCUAGAACAACAAAAAAAAACUCAGUGAAAAAUACAUUUAAUUAAGCAACAACGGUCGGAAAAUGAGUGGACUGUUGGUGAAGAAAGUGAGCGCGUGUGUUCUCGGGGAAAGCCUGUAUAGCGUACCGAACGGCAACUGAAAGUUGGCAUCGUUCUCGCGAGCUCUCGACCCAGCGGCCGGUCCGACCUCGUGCUGCACUUUUGCCGCGUAUCGAAUGACAUGGGAGGAAUUUGGUGGCAUGUGCACGGUCUCAUAUUACGGUGGUCCGGUAUGAACACAAAGAACUGCCACUAUCACCUUCGCUACCGGUGUGGCUGCUGGUAAAGGACCACCAAGUCCUUGUCCCGGUCUUGGGCUUUGUCGGUGGAAAGUGAAACGUGAAGCAUUUCUUAUCAUUGCGAAGCGCGCGUAAGCCGUAGCCCAGGACUAGAAAUUUUAUCCGCGCCUGAGCGAGAACCGGCGUUACGAUGGCAACGGCAUCAUCAUCAUCGGCGAGUACGUCACCGCCACGGAUAAAGGUGAAGAAGGAGAUUUGUACCGAUAACGAUACGAUCAAGGAGCUAGCCGAAACGGCCAUGAAUGAUAUACUGGGCUGGUACGGGUACGAUAAUGUCGAUCGUCUCGAACUUGCAGCUAACAAUGCACCGACCAUCGCUGCAUCCACCGGCAUCGACGAGGAUGGCGCGGGAGUUCGCUUGAAACCGUCGGACAACGAACCAUCCAUCUCUUCCUGCUCGUCCACCAGCCUGGUCAAGACCAAAUCAUCGAAACAUCAUCAUCAGCCGCAUCAUCAUCACCAGCUGCAGCAAUCGUCCAUCGGUGGCCGCUUUCUUGCGCGACAGCAGGACGACCAGACGAUCAAUCCGGUCGCAUCAACAUCAUCGAACUCGGGUGAACGGCGAGGCCGAGAUAUCCAAACGCCCUCGACGGCUAACCGACCCAUCCUGUCGGGAUCUCCGCCAGCAACAGUGCCAGCGUCGUCGUCCACAGCGAUACGGAACGGUAUCGUCUUACAUCAUCAGCAGCAGCAGCACCAUCAUCAUCAUGCUUCAGUUUCAGCCGGAGGCGGUGAAAGUUCCACCUCCGAGAAGGACAGCUCGCGGGAAAGCUCCAAGAGUCCGAUGCUGAUGAAAAUGCUGGACAAGCAAGAGCAGACCUGCCAGUGGUGCCGUAAGGUGAUACCGUCCCACCAGACCGGCAUCUUGGGCACUACCGAGGGUAUGAUAUUCUGCACCGAGGCCUGCUUCUCCCAGUCCCGGCGCGCGUCCUUCAAGCGAGCGAAAACGUGCGACUGGUGCCGGCACGUGCGUCACGCCGUCAGCUACGUGGACUUUCAGGAUGGUGCUUCCCAGCUGCAGUUCUGCUCGGACAAAUGUCUCAACCAGUACAAGAUGCAAAUAUUCUGCAACGAAACGCAGGCCCAUCUGGAGAUGAAUCCACAUCUAAAGGAGAAAAGUUCCUCCACGGGAAGUCUCAUAACGCCCGAACUGUGGAUGAAGAAUUGCAAAAGCUGCUCCAUAUCGCCGGUGUCCGAUCGGUCGGAAUCGGUGUCACCCGUUCCAUCGAUACCGGUUCGCUCGUCGCCGGAACCUUCCCCCAUUACGCUACGGUCUCCAACACCGGUCAAAAAACCGCUCAUAUCUGUAGCUCCACCCUCGAAACUGCUCUCCAAGUCAGCGCAUCAAAGCUCCAUGAGCCGUUCGAAUCCAAAGAGUUCCCGUAAACGUCGCGCGGGUCAUAGACCCGCGGUGGGAUCACAUGCAUCCGCCUCCACCAAACGAUCCACAUCAGCAGCACAUCAGGCGGAAUUUGGCGGCAGUGCCAUGAACAGUAGCAGCACUAGCAUUAACAACAACAAUCUGACCAUCCCGAACAAUAACCUGACCGGAAGUCCGCCAGCCGUCCUAACUGCUGGCCCACCAAAAUCUGCACCCAACGUGCAAGAUUUAAGAGUUUUGCAAAAGAAACACAUGGGUAUGGCGUCCAGCGAAGGGCCACCGAUGGGAGGAUUCGAUGGGCGCGAUCUAUCCGCAUCAGCCGGUGGAGCUCUUGGGCCACCACCACCUCCUCCUCCUCCGCCGCCACCGCUGAACAUCCCACCACAGUUCCUUCCACCGCCGUUGAAUCUCUUGCGAGCACCAUUUUUCCCCCUAAAUCCGGCUCAGCUACGUUUCGGCGGUGGCCUGGGUGGCUUACCGAACGGGCAACCCCCAACCCACGGUCCACCGAUGGGUCCACCACCGAGUCCGCUGCCAGGUGGACCCAUGGGUCCGGGUAAUCGACCCCCACCACCGGUACCAAACCUGUUCGGGUUCGGUGCCGCUCCGCCCGUUACGAUUCUAGUCCCGUACCCGAUCAUCGUACCGUUACCGCUGCCCAUUCCGGUACCGAUUCCUGUGAUAGAUUUUUUGAAAGCAGCCCUACCGAAAGAGGAAGCAGGGAAGAGCGAAACGCGGUCCGAGCAGGAGAAGAUUACGCCGGAAGAUAAGCUGGGCGAUCCGGUGAUGACGGUGGAUAGUGAUGAAGCGAUGGUUGAUGAGAUUGCAGAGCCGUCGGUCGUGGAGGAUGAUUCGGAUGUGCCGCUGGACUUUACCGUUGGUGGGUCGGGAAAGCAAUCCGAUCGUGAUGUAGCUGCAACCGGUAGUAGAGUCGAUGCUUGGAGCGAAUCGGAACACACGGUUCUGGUGGAGUCUACACCAUCUAAGAGUGACGGUAUGACAACGUAUGCGCUCUCUACGAUCGUAUCGAACGGAUCGGAAACUGUCCCAGCGUUGGUAGAUGAUGAGCCACAAGACGAGUCGGUGCAGCGAGUGUUGCCGAAGUUUAAAAUAACUCGUUUGGAGGCAGGGAACCAAAAUCAGCAGGAAGCGGGUGAAGGAAAUGGAAGUGGCGGGGAACCACCGGCCGAGGAAACAGAUAUCGAACGCGAGCGUAAAGAGAUGGUCGAGCGUAGCCGUCCUUUGAGGAAACGAAAGCGGCUCGUUGUGCAGCAGCAUUUGCACACUAAACACGAGCUGCCGGAGCAGCCUUUGAAUGAGGGAAUGGCGGAUGAUCAAGAGUAUGGUACAGGGAUUGAGCUAAGGUCGGGUAGUAAAGGUCAGUGAAUGGAUCAGCUUUGAAUGAGGGAAUGGCGGAUGAUCAAGAGUAUGGUACAGGGAUUGAGCUAAGGUCGGGUAGUAAAGGUCAGUGAAUGGAUUAGCCACACAGGGGGAGACACACACACACUCAUGGUGCUGUAUGGUAUAGUUCGUUUUAAAUUGUAGUUGUCCGCUCCAGUCGUAGGAUUUAAAGGCCUCCGAAAGGCUUUUAGCG